CAAACACAAAAUACAAGUACUAGUGCUACUAAAAUAAACUAAAAGCAAACAAAAGAACAAACUUUAAUCACUAUAAACAGUCUCUUAUUUCUUCAUUCUCAAUUUCAUUCCAAAAUACAUUUGAUUGAUAAUGGCAGAUAAGCCUAGUAGAGCACUACUGUUAUACGGUGACGGGUUGGCCCGAUCCAUUAACCCGUCUCAUACCCAUCUCCAUUCUUUUGCUUCUCGAGCUUGCUGUUGCUUCUUGUCUCUUCCCCACUCUCCCCCUUCAGAAACUGAGGAUGCAAGAAUAGUCAGAGAAUUUGCUGAGCUAGUGGAUGCAAAUGAAGCUUAUCUUGCCCUGAAUGAGGAAGAAUCUUCAGAAACUCAAUCUACGGAAAAGCAUGUAGUACCAACCAUAUCAGAGAGGUUUAUGGGGAUGAAAGCUGCUGUCAUCACUGAAAAUUUAAGACUGAAGAGUUUUUGCGAUAAGCUUGGCUUCAUCGUCUUAGAGUUGAAUGAGGUAAUUAGUAGCAUUAAUAACCAGGUUGAUUCAUCCACCUUAGCCUGCGAAGUGUUCAAGUUGCUGGGUUUUCAAGAAGGGAAGACCUUGGAGUCGAGCCAAUUUGAUUUAGUUAUUCUUCAUGUUGGAGCCGGUCAAACGACAAAUUGCCUCAAAGACUUGGAUCAUGUCAAUCGGUUGGUUGGUACUUUGGUGCAAAUGGCACAUCCUGGAACGGAAGUAGGUUCUAGGUUGCACAUGUCAGUUAUAUUGAGCUAUGGUGCUGUUCGUGAGGCUGAUGAUUCCACAUUUCCUAUUGUUGACACUAGACAUGAGAAUAACUCUAAACUUUCUUUUAUUUUCCCUCGUCAAAGUUAUACAAUUAAAGAAGGAAUACCACGACUGAAUGUCAGGCAGCAUUGCCCCAUGUUAGUGGCCCAGUGGCAGAAUGCUGUGACUCGAAAGGAUAUGGCAGAAGCAUAUUCAUACAAGGAUUUCAAAGAGUAUGGCGCAAACCUUGUGAUUCCAACAGAUAGAUUUCUGCAUGAAGUGGCAUUCAAGCUUUGGAAGGCUCCAAAAUACGGAGCGUGAGGUAGGAGCGUGGAGAGAACAUCGGCGAAGCUCUGUACGAAAUGAAAGACAUUCCAAUAUCCUGACUUCAGAUUUUUCAAUUUGGACCUCUGUUUUGAUAAAGGGGCUAGAUCAUCAGCAGGGACGUUUCUGAUCGCCAGAAACGCCAUAUCUUUCCGGGAAUAAAAGAACUAAUACUCAGCCAACCGGAUUUUCAUGGCAUCGCUUUCUGUUGUCGUUUUUUACUUAUCUGGUGUAUAAUGUACUCUUUUGGGUGACAUAAUCAGUCUAAUUUUAUUGUUUUCUUUCUUUCUUGGAUAUUGUGGUGAAGAAAAGCUCAUGCUUCAUAAUGCACAUCUUGUCUUCUUUCGCCUUGUGGAGGAAA
This is a messenger RNA of Lycium barbarum (goji berry), 1436 nucleotides long. RefSeq lists its product as uncharacterized. The coding region runs from base 131 to 1072 and encodes 313 amino acids. Lineage: Eukaryota; Viridiplantae; Streptophyta; Magnoliopsida; Solanales; Solanaceae. The transcript has 6 exons. The record is from RefSeq and is a predicted model, not a curated record.